AUGGAGUUAAGUAUCGCCAGCCACAAAGGAAAACAUGAGCCCGUCAUCGAGCAUAAAAAGGAGAAAGUCUUUGGACAAAAGACAAAUAAGCCGGUCAAGAAGCCUACCAAGGAAGCAAUGACAAUCAACACUAUCCCGGUCAAAAUCUCCACCCGAGAUAAGAAGAGGGAAGUCAAAAGGAUGGAGUCAUCCCGAGAGGUAGAUAGACGUCGGCGCACCUUGAAGGAAUUGGAGGAGAAAACGUACCCUUUUCCUGACUCCGAUGUCGCAGGUAUGCUUGAGGAUUUGCUGGAAAAGAAGGUGAUCGAAUUGCCGGAAUGUAAGCGGCCUGAGGAGAUGAACCGGGUCAACGACCCUAAAUUUUGCAAAUACCACAGAAUUCUCAGCCAUCCAGUAGAAAAGUGCUUUGUGUUGAAGGAGCUAAUUAUGAACUUAGCUAGGCAAGGAUGGAUCGAGUUGGAUGUUGACGAAAUUGCGGAGGCGAACGUUGCCACAAUUGUGUUCGGAUCCUUUGAUCCGGUGCCGUUGCCCGUAUUGUCAAAGAUAUCGGAGUUUCAAUCUACAAGGGGCAUACACCAGAAGACUGGUCUAUGUACAAAAGAAGUGGUGGGCGAACCAAACAAUCAAUGUUGUGAUGGCUUUGUUGGUGACUCGUCUUUUGAUGACAAUGAAGGAUGGACGCUCGUUACUCGGCGGAAGUCUCGUACGAAGCUCAUUCCUCAAAGACAAAAUGCUCAAUCAAAGAAGGAGCAGCGAAAGAGAGGCUCGCACCAACAUUCUAAGAACAAAACCAGACGGAUGGUGAGGAGAGACUCCAAACAAGAAGAUGGACCAUUAAUCCAAGGGCCACGAACUCCAGUUAUGCUAGGAGAAUACUUUCCCAAAGUGUUCUUCGUAAGAGGGCCAACGGAGACAGUCCAUAUGACAACUUGCUAUCAGGUAGAUGACGAAGAUGCCUUGGAAGGAAGAUAUGAAACUCAUGAAGAGCGAAAGGUCUCAACACAGGCAGAAAAUCCACCAGCGCAUUCAAAUAUUGAAGAAGCGGUGGAACUCCCUGAACCCAUAUGUGUAGCAUUGGUAAAGGCAUUAAUGGAUCUCGAUAUCCAACCAAAUAAGAUAAGGAAGACCGGAGAAUUAGAGCCUGAGUCUCGAGACCAUGCUAUUUGCUGCGCGAUGUGCGCUUCCAUCACAUUCACCAAUGAAGACCUCUUGUUAGGAUCUAAGUCACAUAAUCGUUCGCUUUUCGUGUCAGGGUAUGUGCGAGAACAAAAACUUAGUCGCAUGCUUGUGGACGGAGGUUCAGCAGUGAACAUCAUGCCUAAAUCCACGAUGAUGAAGUUAGGCAUCACCAUGGACGAAUUGUCUCGCAGUCGUCUCAUGAUUCAAGGCUUCAAUCAAGGAGGACAAAGAGCUAUGGGCAUGAUCAGAACUCGUGAUAGGCGAUUUAAAGUCAAACACCCUAUUUCACGAAGGCCAUGGGUGCAUGAAAAUGGGAUAGUGCCUUCAACCUUACAUCAAUGUUUCAAAUUUUACAGAGGAGGAGUAAAGAAAAUCUUGGGUGACGUCAAACCAUUUACUGAAGCCGAGUCUUACUUAGCGGACGCUAAAUUUUACAUGGAUGAAGACAUGGUAUCUGAAGUUAUUCCCCGUGGAGGUUUACUCGACAGGAAAAACCAUGCCAAGAAGAGAAGAGCAAUCAAAGUGCCCUCCCGCUGCAGUGAAUGUUUCGAAGAAGUCAAAAAGCACCUUGUCCGGACAAAUGGGAUCAUCACCGACAGAUUCACGGAAGGUGUCUACUCCCGUCCUCCGCUAUGUCUCAUCAUCCCGACGGAAGGAAGGACAAUCCCCAUUUGGAUAAGAAGUAAAGCCAAGGAAAUGGGGAGAAAGUGA
Messenger RNA from Prunus armeniaca (apricot), 1890 nucleotides. NCBI's taxonomy places the organism in Eukaryota, Viridiplantae, Streptophyta, Magnoliopsida, Rosales, Rosaceae. The record is from the annotation of a GenBank genome assembly.